ACAAGUGACAACUACCUCCUCAACUGCGGCUCUUCAAUCUCUCACAGGACAAAGACGGGUUCCCAAUCAGGAAUAAGGACGAGAAAGCCGUCAACGCUGCUCGCCGUGCCGUUUUUGUGCCCGUGAGGCAUAAACUCCUUCACUGGUUGCUGCUUCGGAUUGUGAGAGAGAAUAAUUACUCUACUUCGGAUGGUUUAGGGUUUAGAAUUUUUUCUCAAGGAAUGAGCUUUUCCUCUGUAAAGGGUCUGAUUCUCAAUUUCUAAUAAUAUUGUGCAUAUUGAAGGGGGAGAGCUUUGAAGUGGGAAAAAAAAAAAAAGAGGAGAGUGGCCAUUGGGUGAAAGAAAAAAAGACUACUUAGGAUCUGCCUUGAUUUCAGCUUCGUUAGUCGCGGACAUUUCUCUCUUGGUUGGUCAAAUGAUUAAAUCUAUGUUUUGUCGAAUUUAUGAUCUUGCUUCUGAGUUGAAAUAAAUUUGUUUUCUGAAAUUCGGGAAUGCCUCCAUUUGGGGUAUUAACAUGGGAGCAUUGAUUUAGUUGUUUAGUUUUGGAGCCUUGGCUGAAAGAUAACCAAAUUUGGAUAACAAUGAAAAAUUGUGUAACAUUACUCUUCAUUAAUUUGUUGAUAAGGACAAAUUCCGCAGCAAAGUGUGGGUAACUUUUCUAGUAUAAAACCAAAAACAAAAGCAAAAAGCAGGAAGGCCGCUAAACCCCAGUAAAGUGCAGGGCACCUGUGUUUCUCAACUUGGCAGCUCCAACUCCAUCGUAACAUCGUUGUCUCGUUGAAGCUCUUUCCUGCCUACUUAAACUCGUCGCCCGCAAUGCUCUCCCAGAUUCCCAAAUCCCUCUCCUUCUUCCACAACCCUUCCAUUCCCAUUCCCAUUCCCAAUUCCAACUCUCCAACUCUCCGCUUCUCAACUCCCAAUCCCUUACUCUCGCUCGCUCAUCUCCCGCCUUUCAGCUGUUGCCGACCCACACUCGUCGCAAUGGCCUCCGCCUCCGCCUCCGACCUCCCUAACGCCGUCGUUCCCCUCCCGCCCGGCGUUGACGAGAAUGAGCUCGAUCGCUUUGCCACCAUCGCCAAUAAAGUCGCCGAUGCCUCCGGCGAAGUUAUUCGGAAAUAUUUCCGGCAGAAAUUCGAUAUUCUCGAUAAAGAAGAUUCCAGCCCUGUGACCAUUGCGGAUCAAACAGCAGAGGAACAUAUGAUUUCAGUUAUAUCAGAGAAUUUUCCUUCUCAUGCUGUUUACGGAGAGGAGAAUGGGUGGAGGUGCAAAGAGACAUAUGCAGACUAUGUUUGGGUAUUAGACCCUAUUGAUGGGACAAAAAGUUUUAUCACUGGAAAACCCGUGUUUGGUACUCUUAUUUCUCUGCUACUGCGGGGCAAACCAAUCCUUGGUAUAAUCGAUCAGCCUAUUUUAAGAGAGAGAUGGCUCGGGGUAAGUGGAAGGAAAACUACAUUGAAUGGAAAAGUAGUGUCGACACGCACAUGCGCAAACCUGGCACAAGCUUAUCUGUACACUACAAGUCCACAUCUAUUCAGUGCAGAAGCAGAAGAGGCAUUUAUUCGCGUCAGAAAUAAGGUUAAAGUGCCAUUGUAUGGAUGUGACUGCUAUGCUUAUGCCCUUCUGGCUUCUGGUUAUGUGGAUCUUGUUGUUGAGUCUGGUCUCAAGCCAUACGAUUUUCUUUCACUGAUACCUGUGAUAGAAGGUUCUGGGGGUGUCAUAACUGAUUGGAAAGGACAUCAGCUUUUGUGGGAGGCUUCUGCCAAUUCACAUGCAACAAGUUUUAAUGUAGUGGCAGCUGGAGAUAAACAGAUUCACCAACAAGCUUUAGAUUCAUUACAAUGGCAAUGAAUAUAUAUCAAUAUAUGUUGGUAAAAUGCUUCAGUUUUUCUGUUGGGAUUUAAAGUUCAUAUACCAACAGCAAAUAUGACAUCAUGAACCUCGGUGGAUUGAUCAAUGGGUAAGAAAUUAAAUGCAAAAGGUAAUUAGGAAUAGCUGCAUUGAUCGAAUUCGUAUGAUAUACAUUGGCGCGUAAUUGCAGCACAAUUAUUCAGAUUUCAAUAUGAAAUUUAAAUGGAGAUGCUCCCUCAUAUAUCUGGGUUUUGGUGGCGUUUUCGACUGCCUUAUCUUCAGCUGUAAAAUGAAAGAACCCAAAAUCACCUUUAACUUAAUGGUUUUGUGGGAGAAAGGAAUUGAAAAGGAGUGUCUUUUGUAAGCGUUGCAUUGAUGCAAUAGUUGUCCUUUGAAAACUUGAUUUGUUGAGUAAAUGCGUUACUCUUUGUUCA
This is a messenger RNA of Rosa chinensis, 2281 nucleotides long. RefSeq names its product bifunctional phosphatase IMPL2, chloroplastic. The transcript is spliced from 12 exons. Gene Ontology annotation, biological process: L-histidine biosynthetic process. The record is from RefSeq and is a predicted model, not a curated record. Lineage: Eukaryota; Viridiplantae; Streptophyta; Magnoliopsida; Rosales; Rosaceae. The coding region runs from base 816 to 1847 and encodes 343 amino acids. Gene Ontology annotation, molecular function: histidinol-phosphatase activity.